Artibeus jamaicensis (Jamaican fruit-eating bat) is the source of this 611-nucleotide messenger RNA. RefSeq names its product ubiquinol-cytochrome-c reductase complex assembly factor 3. The coding region runs from base 121 to 384 and encodes 87 amino acids. Lineage: Eukaryota; Metazoa; Chordata; Mammalia; Chiroptera; Phyllostomidae. The transcript is spliced from 2 exons. The record is from RefSeq and is a predicted model, not a curated record. Gene Ontology annotation, cellular component: mitochondrial inner membrane. Gene Ontology annotation, biological process: mitochondrial electron transport, ubiquinol to cytochrome c; mitochondrial respiratory chain complex III assembly.
CCCUCUAUGGUGUCCGCUGUGGGUCGCUCUAGCCUGUGCAGGAGGCGGUGAGACGCGCCCGGUGCGAGCCUUUCUAGACUUAGACUGCCUGAGGUCGCCUCGCUCAUCCCGUGGUCAGCAAUGGUGUCCUUGCGUAAAGCACUGAUCACAGUUGCCAUAGUGGGUGCGUGGGCUGGCGUGGGCUCCGCACUCUUUGUCCUGGUGACCCCGGGAGAGGAGCGGGUUCGGGCGAUGCUAAAGGAGAUGCCGGGACAGGACCCGCGGAGCAGGGAAGAAGCGGCCAGGACCAAACAGUUAGUGCUGGCCACUCUGCAGGAGGCAGCUGCCACGCAGGAGAACGUGACCUGGAGGAAGAACUGGGUGAGCAGUGGAAAAUCAACGUGAUCCGGGAUCCAAACCGGUGGGUGUUGGGAGCUGCGCUCUGGCACCGGAGUCCGAGGCCGCUUUUUUUUCCCCAUGGACCUGGCCGGUAGCCCAGGCCGCGGAGCUGCUGCCGAGUGAGCACGUUGCCCCCAAACCCUGCACUGACUGCGCAUUCACGUUCUUAUCGCUGGCCAGAGUUAUCAGACGUGGUGAACUGAAGGGAUCAGUAAAUCGUGUUCCUCAACCCA